Symbiodinium pilosum is the source of this 384-nucleotide messenger RNA. The record is from the annotation of a GenBank genome assembly. NCBI's taxonomy places the organism in Eukaryota, Dinophyceae, Suessiales, Symbiodiniaceae.
GCCAACGCCUCGGAUGCGCAGGGCAUCAAGGCCCAGAUCGAUGGGUGGUACGAGGAGAAGAUCGGGCCGAUCAAGGACGUUGUAGCUGAGACGGAGGAGAACGAGCUUCAGCAGUUCGUCCGGCGUCUCUUGGGACAGAAGCCCGAGUCCAAGUACCUGGACUACGUGAGGAAGGUGGCUGAGGCGGGCCCAAAAGGUUACCUGAGUGGAGGCGAUGCCCUGAAGAAGGAGACGAAGCUGAAGAUGGAGCUCCGGCGCCUGCAGCCGAAGCAAGCAAUCCUUCGGAGCACCACGAGCACCCAGGUGGCUUUGUGGCAUUGGUACUUCGUCUUCUACGUCCUGGGCGAGACCGAGGAGGCCCUGCAAGAUGCAGGCUACAUGUAG